Molecule: messenger RNA, 881 nt
Organism: Verruconis gallopava
Lineage: Eukaryota; Fungi; Ascomycota; Dothideomycetes; Venturiales; Sympoventuriaceae
Exons: 1
Coding region: 371-760 (129 amino acids)
Source: RefSeq, a predicted model, not a curated record
GUUUGCUCUCGCCUCGCAAGGUGACCGACAUCUGAUGCUGUUCUUACUAUGUGCCGCUCAUCAGGACUGACAGUCCAUCACUUCGAACGCACUGCGAGAAGGCGGCCCUUCUUCGAACCUAUGAGUCACUUGAGAAGUGGAUCGUUGAGCAAGCGACAUACGCCUCUUCUUUCCUUUUCCUUUUUUUCUGGUUCUCCUGCGUGCGUGCUUGGCGAUAGGCGCUGGACUCACAACACAGAAUGGGUAAGUGGAUGCAGGUACGGAGUACAUGGCCACGCCGCCGAGAGGCCGACACUGGCCUGAAAUAUGCCUAAAAACAACCUUAUACAAGUUGCUAUCGAGUAAGUAGAACCCAAGGCUUCAGCUCGUUAUGCCGGUUAUCGCAGGCCGGCCGCGUGAGCUUGUCCACUGUGCAGUCUGGACCACGCACUCGCACCGUCGGAGUUCCCCGUCAUUUCAAUCCAAAACUUCUCCAGCUUCUUCUCAACGCGGCCGAUCAGGAGCUACUGGCACCUGUCGUCCACCAAAGGUGAAAUGGCUUAUAAUGUCUCUCAGUCUUGUUUCAUACUCUUUCAUGAUGUCCACGAAAGACGGGCUCUGGGCACGAUCACGUAGGGCAAGAAUGUCAGCCAGCUCGUACUUUCCACCGGUUUUGCCCCGUUUGUGUUGGUUAUGCCUUGUUAAGCAGAAUCACGAUCAGUUGGUCAACAAGAUCUCCGGCUGCGAAUCUACAGCAGAUGGAAGGACAAACUCGGCGUAAAUCUGCCGUCGUGCAUGCUGUACCUGUGCUUUCCACAAAGACCAGAACAAUAAAUCCUCGCUGAGAACAAAGCGCGAUACUUCUGAUGCAAGUCAGGACUCCGUCCACGUCGCAGCACAUC